AUGUCUGGCAUGGCCAUGAUCAGCAUGGAGUGGCCAAAUGAUCUGGUGAGCUGGGUGUUCCUAGCUUCGCUAGUAGUCGUGCUCUUGCAGCUGCGGCAAAGGAGCAAGCUCCCGCUGCCGCCUGGCCCCAAGCCUCUCCCAAUCAUCGGCAACAUGAUGUUGAUGAGUCAGCUGACACACCGAGGCCUGGCGGUGCUCGCUGAGAGGUACGGCGGGCUGCUGCACCUCAGCGUCGGCCGGCGGCACGUGUUCGUGGUGUCCACAGCGGAGUACGCGCUCGAGGUGCUGCAGGCGCAGGACGCCGCCUUGGCGAACCGGCCGGCCACCACCGCGAUCGCGUACCUCACCGACGGCCACGCCGACAUGGCGUUCGCGCAGUACAGGCCCUUCUGGCGCCAGGGGCGCAAGCUCUCGGUCACGAAGCUCUUCAGCCAGCGCCGCGCCGAGACGUGGCUCGCCGUGCGCGACGAGUCCGCGGCGCUCGUGCGCGCCGUCGCGCGGCGCAGCGGCGAGGCGGUCAACCUGGGCGAGCUGGUCCUCAGCCUGAGCACGAACGUCAUCUUCCGCACCGCCUUUGGCACCCGCGUGAACAUUAGCGUGGGCGAGUACAUCGGCGUCCUCGAAGAGUUCUCCCGGAACAUUAUUGCGUUCAACAUCGGUGACUUCAUGCCGUGGCUCGCCUGGAUCGACCCAAGCCGCCGCCGCCUCCGCGAGACGCGCAAGGGGUUUGACAGGUUCAUCGACAAGAUCAUCGGCAACCACAUACGGAGGGGCAGGAGUUCCACGGACACCGAGGCCGACAUUGUCGACGAAAUGCUCGCCUGUCUCCACGAGACCAAGCCCACCGCUGGUGACGCCGUCGAUGACCGGCAUGGCUCCCUCUGCCUCACCCGCCGCAACAUCAAGGCAGUCAUCCUGGAUCUCAUGUUUGGUGGGACGGAGACGGUGGCGUCGUCCAUCGAGUGGGCGAUGAAAGAGCUGCUGCGGAACCCCGACGACCUACGGCGUCUGCAGCAGGAGCUCGCCGACGUGGAUGGCGACGCCUCCGGGCUCGACCUCAACGGCAGCUGCUUCGAGUUCCUGCCCUUCGGCUCCGGCCGGCGGUCGUGCCCCGGGAUGGCGCUGGGCCUGCACGCGCUGGAGUUCGCCGUCGCGCAGCUCGCGCACGGUUUCCACUGGGAGCUGCUCGACGGCACGAAGCCGUCGGACCUCGACGUCGGUGAUGCCUUUGGGCUGUCGGCGCCAAGCGCCCAACGGCUAUACGCCGUGCCUACACCCCGCUUCACCUGCCCGUUGUACUGA
Miscanthus lutarioriparius is the source of this 1302-nucleotide messenger RNA. The record is from the annotation of a GenBank genome assembly. NCBI's taxonomy places the organism in Eukaryota, Viridiplantae, Streptophyta, Magnoliopsida, Poales, Poaceae.